GUUACGUCGCCUUCCAUUGCAUUCCGAUUACCUUACCCUGAGCAGCAGCAGCAGGAGAUGGGCGACUUCCGAGACAUCAGAGGCUUCUUCACCAAGGCCGAGUGGAGCGAUCUGGCCGAGUGCGAGAAGCGGCGCUACAGGAACAUCAAGCAGAACCACGCCGUCCUGCUGAACCUCGGGAUGAACCCGGCCCAGCCCGAGUUCAUGCGCGCACGCGGCAAGCGCAGGGCGAGGGGCAAUGGAGCGGAGUGCGGGCGGUCGAGCGACUCCGACGAGGAGUGGACGGGGUGGAAGAAGAGGAAGGAGGUGGCGAUUCAUGGAGGACGAAGAGGCGGAGGAGGCAAACGAGGAGGCAAGGGGGCUGCUUCACGCUGGGCCACCGUGGGAGAGUGGCACGCGAGGGCAGCUCCCAGCAAGCGCAAGACUAAAGCGAAAGCCCUGGAGUACGUGUGGAGCAUCUUGCAGGGCGUGGAGGAGGAGCAGCAGCAGGAGGAGGAGGAGUUCAGGGGAUUUGAGCUGAGGGAGGUGUACAAGGCCAGGAUGGCGAUGUUCAGGCUGGAGCGCAGAGCCACCGCCUGCAAGGAGGCCCUGAGGGUGGCGCUCCAGAGGAUACGUGGAGGCUCCUCCGUGCCGCCGGCCUCCGCCCAGGCUGUGGCGGUGUCGCGCAGCGCUCGCUCUCGCUACGGCCUGCGCCCGCGUGAGAGGAAAGUCUACACAGAGGUGGAGGAGCCCCAGGACGACGACUUCUUCUUCUGCGAGCUGUGCAGGGAUUACUACCUGGGGGAGUGCUCCGUGCACGGCCCGCCAGAGUUCAUCGCGGACGCGGCCGUGGCCCCGGGAGUGGCCAACAGGGCCCGGCUCAGCCUGCCCCAGGGCCUCACCGUCGGCGCCUCCUCCAUCGCCGGCGCCGGCCUCGGGGUGUGGAGCAACAGGAAGAAGCUGCCCAAGGGGGUGAUGUUUGGGCCCUACCAGGGAGAGGUGUCUGAGGAGAACCCCGUGAGCGAGUACUGCUGGCUGAUUUACAAAAACAAAAAGGAUCGUGAAUAUGUUGAUGCUCAAGAUGAAUCUAAAUCAAACUGGAUGAGGUUCAUCAACUGCGCGAGGAAUGAGCAGGAGCAGAACCUGGUGGCCUUCCAGCACCGGGGGCAGAUUUACUACCGCACGUUCCGUGCCGUGGGGCCCGGCUCUGAGCUGCUGGUCUGGUACGGCGAGGAGUUCGCCCAGGAGCUGGGCAUCGCCUGCGAGGCCGGGCCCUCGCGACGCCGCAGCAGCAACAGCAGCAGCAACGAGAUGGCUCCCAGGGCCACCGCCAGAGACCUGCAGCCCGUGCAGCCUCCACCAAACGAGGAACAUUGUGGAGUGGGUGUGGAGGUCACAAGGCUGCCGUGUCCUGACUGCAACCGUCAGUUCAUCUGCCGCUCGAGUCUACAGAAUCACGUGCAGAGGAGACACCCCACUAAGCCCAGUAACAAAAGUCAUCAGUGUGACCAAUGUUCAUUCAGCACAGACUACAAGAGUAGCUUGAAGAUACACCAGAGAACACACACGGGAGAGAAGCCGUUCAAGUGCACCGUGUGUGAGAAGGCGUUUGGACAACUACCUCAUCUUCACAGCCACCAGAGAACACACACGGGAGAGAAGCCGUUCAAGUGCACCGUGUGUGAGAAGGCGUUUGCACGGCUAUCACAUCUUCACAGCCACCAGAGAACACACACGGGAGAGAAGCCGUUCAAGUGCACCGUGUGUGAGAAGGCGUUUGGACAACUACCUCAUCUUCACAGCCACCAGAGAACACACACGGGAGAGAAGCCGUUCAAGUGCACCGUGUGUGAGAAGGCGUUUGCACGGCUAUCACAUCUUCACAGCCACCAGAGAACACACACGGGAGAGAAGCCGUUCAAGUGCACCGUGUGUGAGAAGGCGUUUGGACAACUACCUCAUCUUCACAGCCACCAGAGAACACACACGGGAGAGAAGCCGUUCAAGUGCACCGUGUGUGAGAAGGCGUUUGCACAGCUAUCAACUCUUCACAGCCACCAGAGAACACACACCGGCCAGAAUGCAUUUUCUCAUUCCCGUGAAAACAGAAAAGUCAGCCAUCCUGAGCAAAAAGCGCACAGCGCCGAGCUGUGAAUUAGUUUUACACAACAGGCCACGUGAUUAGCCGAGGCUGUGCCACUCUUGAAACUGAUUUUGAAUGUGAACACGGAAACCUACGGAUCCUCCUACACCUGCCUCACAUUCUGUGGGGGGUUCGAGAUUAAACCGACUCGGCUACCCCUCGAUUGCAAGUGCGGAGUUCUAGGUCCCAACCACUGCACUUCCCUCCCCAUCACCUGGGGGUCCCUGUGUGUGUGAGUGUGCAGAGUCCCCCGUGCAGAGCUGCACUGUUGUUACCCUAGAGGGGGGCACCGCAGGGCGAUCCACCUACAGAUACCCCUGUCUGCACGUCUCCAGCCGGUCUCCAUGCGCACCGCGUGCCGUCUCGUAGCCCUGCCCCGUGCGACGUACGUACAGUACAUACAGUACGUACCCAUCCAGCGGUAGACUGAACCGCGGCCGAUGACGAAGGUGGCAUCCGCUCGCAAAUCUCCGAACACUCAGUCCAGAGGUCGCAACCGGGUACCCGAUACCCGUACCCUACGGUCACUGGUGAGUAACUGUCACUCAUUUCCCAACGUCUUGUCUCUUCUCACAAUUCAAGUUCCUAGAAUCAACCCACCCGCGCCUGCAACAUGGCUUCACCCCAGAGGUCGCAAUCAGGUACCCGAUACCAGGUACGGGUACCUGUUUACGACGCUGGUGCGGCCAGGUACGGGUAAGGAAUCAAAACCCGUUUGCGACCUCUGACUCAGUACCGUAGCCCCGAGCCAUCGCUUGUGCGCUAUUCACUUUGCUGCUGAGAGGAAAGCUACGGGGAGGAGGUGGGGGGGUUGCUAUGAGAGGACAUCUGUGGAACGGCUGGAGAUCUGCGAAGAAGAGCUUCAUAGCUCAUCGGAUUCCUGCGGUCUGAAAAAAUAUUCCGAUAGGGCGUUGGGAGGGGGGGUGUAGGUAUGAGUGGGGCAUCUGCACUUGGAUCACCCUGCGUGUUGUUGCUGCCUCCCCCGUUGAAAAUGUUCCCAGCGUGAACUUCACCUUUGCUGUUGCGACAACGCCGUGUGCCGUGCGUGAACGUCGUUGUCGGAACAACAAAACGCAGUAAAAACUAAAGUAACUUUAUCGGUACCGAGGCUCCCACAGGGCCACGCGGGGCAGGGAGUGUGGCAAAGUUUUGGCGCCGGCUAGCGCAGAGUGGCGGCGGUCGUGUCGCUACGCUUCUCUGCGGUGAGCAAACGACGUCUUUAUAACAACAGCAACAGUGCUGCUGCUGCUGCGCCUCUCUAAAUAUAAUUAACGAGGGCAAGCCGCUCGCUCGAUUCGCGGGAUUCUGCAGUGAACGGUGACACCCACCCCGUGAACGGUGACACCCACCCCGUGAACGGUGACACCCACCCCGUGAAUGGUGACUACCACCCCGUGAACGGUGACGCCCACCCCGUGAACGGUGACAACCACCCCGUGAACGGUGACACCCACCCCGUGAAUGGUGACUACCACCCCGUGAACGGUGGCACCCACCCCGUGAACCGUGACACCCACCCCGUGAACGGUGACACCCACCCCGUGAACGGUGACGCCCACCCCGUGAACGGUGACGCCCACCCCGUGAACGGUGACACCCACCCCGUGAACGGUGACACCCACCGACCCUGCAACUCUGCAGACGUCUCGGACGCGGGAAAGGGUUGAGAGAUUCUCUGCGUCGUCCCGGUUGCUCGCGUGAUGUCGCACGGUGGUGGCGCGCGUUGACUCUUACACGUUUAAGAAAGUUGAGCGUUAGUUUGUGAUUCUGUUUACAAUUAUAUAUACACAUACUUAAACUAACAAAAAUUAUUUUUGGAUUUUACCAAGUAAGGUCCAACUGGAUACGUAGAAGCUCUUUUAUCAGACGCGACCACCUGGCCAUCACAAAUGAAAGCUCAACGAAGUGGCUUCUCAUUGUGUGGACAUUUAUAGCGGCCAAAUUCUCUGAUUGCGUGAUUUCGAUUCUAAAUGUUGAGGGGAAAACCGGAGGACCUGGAGAAAAAUCCACACGACCACGGGGAGAGAGAGAUAGAGAGACGCGGAAAACUCAAAAUAUACAGCAGGCGUCAGGGUCAGAAUCGAACUAACGAUCUGCUGUAUCCCAGGAGAGGUAGUUAACAUCUCAACAUGCGUUCAGAGUAUUUGGCUGCUGUGAAUGUCACGUGAUGAGCCACUUUGGUGCGCUGCUGUCAUUUGUGAUAGCCAGGUCGCUACUACACAGCUCAGUGGGGGCCUUACCUGGAAAAGUAAAGUGAAGUGAAAAUAAAUCUACUAUAUUCUUGGUUCUUUCGGUAAAGUCACGUAGAUGGGAAAUAAUAAAAUAAAAAUUAAGAAACAAAUUAACACGACGUUUCGAUUACAACACAAUCAAUCAUCAUCAGGUUACGAAAACCACAGCAAAAACAAUUUAUUGCUGUGGUUUUCACACCUGGAAACAAAGUAAUAAAAAUAAAGUAAUCCGUGUAUUUUUUAUUAUUUAAUAAUACAAUAAUAACACUUUUAUUUAAUAAUAAAAUAAUAACAAUAAAACUAUUAUUUUAUUGUUUUAUUUUUCUUAUUUUAUUAUUUCCAUUCUACGUGACUUUACAGAAAGAACCAAGAAGAGGUUUGUCAUUGUUGCGUUCCUGAAGAACACCGCGUUGUGGAGAAAUAAUAUAAACUAUAGGGGGUGAAGCGUGGUCCGCAACAACACGCGAGAUGAUGGGUAAGACAGAGGCCGGACUACGACUGAGGCGCGUGGGUAGCGUCUAGAAGCAGCAUCCAGCAGCAUCCCAAUGCCUCCUCGCGUGAUGCCGCUACGCCGAGGCAGCCGCACGGAGAACCGCUUGUUCCUACUCGCGUUGCGACGUAGUUCCGUUCGCUCGCUCGCGUUGCGUCCAAUCCGCAUCCGCGUUACAAACAGCGUGUUCCCCUACACAUCAUUCACGGCGUUAUAUCAUCCAAUCGGCGUUGUUCAAACUAACACGCGGCGUUGUAGGAGAACCAGACUGUGCCGUUGUCUUCUGCUGUUUAACGCAGAGGCCGCAUCGACCGUUCCAAUAGUCGCUGUAGCCACUGCGAGCCCCAAGCUGUCGGCUCCCGGCUCUUAAACUCCCCCCCCCCCCCCCCCGGCGUUAUCUGUAGUCGUUACACACAGCAGCACCUGGUCACAACUGCUCGCUGCUAAUCCUAACAACACCAAUCCUAGUCGUCAUCCCUGCACCUCAAGGAUGGUAACACUAUGACCCAACAAAAUUACACAUCACACUGUCCGACAGAUUGCAAGUCACACGGCCCUACAGAAUUCAAUUCACACUCCCCUACAGAUUUCAAUUCACACGACCCUACAGAAUUCAAUUCACACUCCCCUACAGAUUUCAAUUCACACGCCCCUACAGAUUUCAAUUCACACUCCCCUACAGAUUUCAAUUCACACGCCCUACAGAUUUCAAUUCACACGCCCCUACAGAUUUGUCUUGGUCAUGUGCCUACCUUUCCUCUACUCUGCACUGCUACGGUGUUUAUUGUGUUGUGUUUGUUGUUGUGGCGUUCUGACCACGUGCCCCUACUGGACAUCUGUGGACAAUAAAGAGCUUCACAGCUCAUCGGAUUCCUCCAGAAUAAAAAUUUUAAACU
Messenger RNA from Lethenteron reissneri (Far Eastern brook lamprey), 5739 nucleotides. RefSeq names its product histone-lysine N-methyltransferase PRDM9-like. The record is from RefSeq and is a predicted model, not a curated record. Lineage: Eukaryota; Metazoa; Chordata; Hyperoartia; Petromyzontiformes; Petromyzontidae. Gene Ontology annotation, biological process: regulation of DNA-templated transcription. Gene Ontology annotation, cellular component: nucleus. Gene Ontology annotation, molecular function: protein binding; histone methyltransferase activity.